CAAGCAAAAAUGAAGUCCCACUCACUGGAACACAGGAGCCAGGAGCAACCUUUGUUACAGCCCAAACAGNNCAUACUGGGUAUUCUCCCAGUGGGGAGCCCACUGACAUCCAGCAUCUCCUCUAGUAUCACCUCCAGUCUGGCUGCAACACCACCAAGCCCUGCCGGCACCAGCAGCAUACCAGGCAUGAAUGCCAAUGCCCUUCCUUUCUACCCAACCAGUGACACCGUUGAGUCUGUCAUAGAGUCUGCCUUGGAUGACCUGGACCUGAAUGAAUUCGGAGUGGCUGCCCUGGAGAAGACAUUUGACAGCAGCACAGUGCCCCACACGAGUGGCAUCAUGAUAGGUGGGAGUUUGCUGCAAAGUUCUGCUCCGGUAAAUAUCCCCGGGUCCCUUGGAAGCUCUGCCUCCUUUCACUCUGCCUCUCCUUCUCCACCGGUCAGCCUCUCAUCGCAUUUCCUUCAUCAACCCCAGGGACACUUAAGCCAAUCAGAAAACACAUUCCUGGGGACGUCAGCUUCUCAUGGAUCAUUAGGUUUAAAUGGGAUGAACAGCAGCAUAUGGGAGCACUUUGCUUCAGGGAGUUUUUCGCCCAGUACCUCACCUGCAUUUCUGUCAGGUCCAGGUGCUGCGGAGCUGGCACGGCUACGACAAGAACUGGAUGAAGCCAACGGCACAAUAAAGCAGUGGGAAGAGUCUUGGAAACAAGCCAAACAGGCUUGUGAUGCUUGGAAAAAGGAGGCAGAGGAAGCAAAUGAUCGCGCCAACACAGCUAACAUGGAAUGUGAACUGGCCCGGGAGCAGAGGGAAGCCUUGGAGCUGCAAGUGAAGAAACUGCAGGAGGAGCUGGAGAGGAUCCACACGGGCCAGGACCCUCAGUUUCUGCGCUCCUUCUCUGACCUGGAAACGCUCUCGCUGUCUUCGCUUUAUGCCCUUCAGAAACAGCUGCGGGCAAACCUGGAGAAAGUUGAUAAGGCGGUAUUUCAGAUGCAGUCAGUGAAAUGCCUUAAGUGUCAGGAGGAGAACCGGGUGGUGUUACCGUGCCAACACGCAGUGCUGUGUGAAACGUGCGCCGAGGAGGGCGAGUGCCCCAUCUGCCAUCCCAACAGGCCCCACUCUCUCCAGUCGUGA
This is a messenger RNA of Cariama cristata (Red-legged seriema), 1131 nucleotides long. Its product is annotated as RING finger protein unkempt homolog. The record is from RefSeq and is a predicted model, not a curated record. The transcript is spliced from 7 exons. The annotation marks the transcript as partial. NCBI's taxonomy places the organism in Eukaryota, Metazoa, Chordata, Aves, Cariamiformes, Cariamidae.